GCGAUCGGAUACCGUGAACGAAAGGAACACGCACAGGUUAAUUUAUCAGGGCAUGCAAAAUAUAACAAAGGAAGCCCGAGCCAAACUUUGGACAAACCUACAACAGUCCUAACAAACUCUUCACCCUACAAAUUGAUAUGUAUUUGUCCGCUUACUGUCGUCCACUGAUUACCAGAGAUGCAUCGGGACAAAAGUGCGCACUCGUUAACAUGGCUAGGGCAUCCUGAGACCAGUGAUCUGUAGUCUAGAUAAUUGCAAUUGUGCGGAAGGAAACGCAGUGACCAGGAGCUACAACACCAUCAACCAUACCAGUUUUUUUACCGUUUCAAAUCCCAAAUCUUAGCAGCGUAAGAUAACAAGCCAAAACGCACUUAUCGAUCGGGUUUCUUAGCAGUGGAAGGCGAGGAUUCAAAGGCUUCUAUAGUAAGAUCGGAGGUUCAGUUGUAGCGGUUUGUGAAUUCUAGGGAAGGUUGGGCUUCUAUGCUUCUUGUCGGUUCCUCCAUCAAUUUCAAAUUUGUGGUCUUGUCGGACAAGUAAAUAAAUCUCUGUAACGGUAAGUGCAAAUAUCUGCACUAUUUUCUAUUACAAUCUUGCGAUCGGAAAUGGCCGAUAAACGACAUUUGGGUUCAUGGGCGGAUGUGGGCUGGGAAGACCCGCCUCAUGUUCCGCAGUGGGUCUACACGAACGACAGAUGGAAGGACAUGGUGAUACAAGUAAACCAGAGCGGAAAUAACAAGGUUUUUCAACCAGUUUCAAAAUACUUUCAAGGCUUCUUUCGGAACAGACGCUGUGUGGCAUGGAGACAGAAUAACAAUGGAAGGAGAUUCACUCGAGGGUGUUUUAAUAAUGGUGGGAAUCAAGGGAAUUCUAAGAAGCAAUUGAAGGGCUUUUCAGGGAAAUGGUCUUUGGAUCUGGGCAAUCAGCAAACGUUUGCUAGGGUUGUUGGCUUGGCAAAUAAGGAGACUGCGGCUAGGGUUUAUGUUUCUUCACAGCAAGUGGGAAAUAAGGAAGGUUUUUGGCUCAUGGGACUUGGCACAGGGCUUUGGAAAAUUAUGUCUUCUUCCAUUGAUAGCAGCUGUGGAGUCUACAUUUGAAAAUUAUCCGAUGGGUUUUUGUUUUGUUUUUUUUGCAAAUUGCCAUAUGGGCUAUAUGUAAAACUGAUAUUAUAUGUGUUGUGAUCGCAUUUUGUAUGUGAUUUUGGGCGGAGUGUAUAAACUAGUCUGUUAGGUACUAUAGGUUUAUUUUAUGAGCUGUGACCGAAGGUUUUCUUCCCAAGGUUCUUUCCUCCAGUAUGCUUUUUGAA
This is a messenger RNA of Cryptomeria japonica (Japanese cedar), 1303 nucleotides long. RefSeq lists its product as uncharacterized. The record is from RefSeq and is a predicted model, not a curated record. Bases 603 to 1094 code for a protein of 163 amino acids. The transcript is spliced from 2 exons. Lineage: Eukaryota; Viridiplantae; Streptophyta; Pinopsida; Cupressales; Cupressaceae.